Messenger RNA from Phacochoerus africanus (Common warthog), 1149 nucleotides. It is a transcript of the gene GPX8, whose product is annotated as glutathione peroxidase 8 (putative). Gene Ontology annotation, biological process: response to oxidative stress. The record is from RefSeq and is a predicted model, not a curated record. Gene Ontology annotation, molecular function: glutathione peroxidase activity. The transcript has 3 exons. NCBI's taxonomy places the organism in Eukaryota, Metazoa, Chordata, Mammalia, Artiodactyla, Suidae. Bases 110 to 739 code for a protein of 209 amino acids.
ACAGGCGCUAGUCUGUCCUUUCUGACUUUCCGUUACACUGAGCCGGUUUCAAGUUUCAGCUCCUCCUUGAAUUCCAGCCUGUUGAGACGACACUCUGGAAUCAUCCAAAAUGGAGCCUCUCACAGCCUACCCUUUAAGAUGUUCAGGGCCCAAAGCAAAGGUAUUUGCAGUUUUGCUGUCUAUGGUUCUCUGUACAGUAAUGCUAUUUCUUCUACAACUAAAAUUCCUAAAACCUAAAAUCAACAGCUUUUAUAACUUUGAAGUGAAAGAUGCAAAAGGAAGAACGGUUUCUCUGGAAAAGUUUAAAGGCAAAGUUGCACUAGUUGUAAACGUGGCUAGUGACUGCCAACUCACAGACAGAAAUUACUUAGCACUGCAGGAACUGCACAAAGAGUUUGGACCAUUCCACUUCAGCGUCUUGGCUUUUCCAUGCAAUCAGUUUGGAGAAUCGGAGCCCCGCCCAAGCAAGGAAGUAUUAUCUUUUGCAAGAAAUAACUACGGAGUAACAUUCCCCAUCUUCCACAAGAUUAAGAUUCUAGGAUCUGAAGCAGAACCUGCAUUUAGAUUUCUUGUUGAUUCUUCAAAGAAGGAACCAAGGUGGAAUUUCUGGAAGUAUCUGGUCAACCCUGAGGGUCAAGUUGUGAAGUACUGGAGACCAGAGGAACCCAUUGAAGUCAUCAGGCCUGAAAUAGCAGCUCUAAUUAGACAAAUGAUCAUAAAAAAGAAAGAGGAUCUAUGAAAAUGCCAUCAAGCCAUUCCAAGGCAAUAGUUAGAAUACAGAAAUCUCUCCAUGAGGGUUUGGUCCCAUUUUAAAUAGUCUGACAAUUUCAUGUGGCCCUGAGGGAUGAUUUUCCUUUUAUGUUAUCUUGCCAGUGAAUAGUAAUAAAUGUCCCCAAAUAGAGGUGCUACCCAAAGCAAAAAUAAAAAGUAGCCAAAGACUCUAAAUGAAAACCUGACCAGACUAAAUAAUUCAGAACACAGACACCAAUAUGUUUCAAUAGUCUAUUGUUUGACUUGACAUUUUCUAGGAUUGUACUUGAUGGAAAGGCCAACACACUAGACCACUGAAUUCAAGACAUUGCGUGAAAUUUCCAGAGUAAAUGACUAUUUUUAUGUAAUAAAAGAAAGUAAACAUUGAAAAAUGUGAAA